AUGGAAUUCCAAAACACUCAGCCGAAGUCAGACGUAAGUGACACGGAGCAAGUUUCUGGUAACAAACAAGGAGAUGGGAUAUACGAGCAGCCGGCAGAAUUCAAAGAUGAACGAAUAGAGGGUAAACAGCCAAAGCAAAACAACUGGCUUCUGAAAUGCUUCAUGGCUCUGAUACUGUUUGUGGUUCUAAUGUUUCUGACUUUGUCUGCAUUCAAUGAAACAAAUGAGAUCAAGGAUCAGGAGACUGACGCGAGUCGAAUGAAUGAACUUACAGAUGCUUUGGCAAAUAUUUCCAAAAGAAUUGAGACAAUGGAGGCUAGUGUGCAGGAGAAUUCGGCAAAUUUUGCUCGCCUCAAAGAUGAUUGGGUAAAUGUUUCAAGCAGAACAGAGACUGUAGAGACCAAUUUGGACGAAUUUGCGUGCGUGAAUGACGCAGCAUUUGACAAAGUGGGCGCGGAAAUUGUUUUCCAGCGGCGGGAACGAUUCGACAUUUCAUUCUACCGUGGUUUUGAGGAUUAUGAAACAGGUUUUGGAGAAUUUUGCGGUGCUGGAGACUUGUGGCUGGGAUUGAAAAAACUGCAUCAAAAAACCCAAGAUGGAAAAUGGCAUCUUCGAUUGUCAAUGCGCUCCUUCUCGAAUUAUGUAACGUUUUGGAGCGAGUGGACAGACUUCAAGAUCCACUCAGCUCCCCUUUACACGCUAACUUUCGGCCGAAUGGUGGCAAAGAGUGAUACCAUGCAAAACACUACUGGUACAGAUCAUGGACUUGAGGGUCACAAUAGAAUGGCCUUCACAACAUAUGACAGGGACCAGGAUGUGUACGCCGGAAACUGUGCUAUACUUUAUCCAUCUGGCUGGUGGCACAGAGACUGUCACACUGCAAAUUUGAACGGUAUAAAAGCCACGUCAGCUUCAGUAAACUAUGUACAAAUGUCAUUCCGCGAUGGCAAUGGAUGGAAAAUGAUUUCAUGGAGCGAGAUGAAAAUGAUCCGUGUUGCCUGAUUGGAUAGAUGAAGGCUAUAGGAGAAAACUAUACGGAACAAACUUAAGACACUAAAGUAUA
Symsagittifera roscoffensis is the source of this 1063-nucleotide messenger RNA. RefSeq names its product fibrinogen C domain-containing protein 1-like. The transcript has 5 exons. The record is from RefSeq and is a predicted model, not a curated record. The coding region runs from base 1 to 1002 and encodes 333 amino acids. NCBI's taxonomy places the organism in Eukaryota, Metazoa, Xenacoelomorpha, Acoela, Convolutidae.